AUGUACCAUGCGAACUCGAGCCCGGCCUGGCUUCCGCCGCCGCAGCCUGGCGACGGGCCGUAUCAGCAGCAUCAUGCUUACCAUUACGGUCAAGACGCCAGCGCUGCGGCAUCGCAGACCUUAGUAGCCUAUCAGCCGUCGCCCCCGCAGAUGGCUGGCCAAUGGGGCGCGCAGCAGCCUCCUGCUCCCCCGCAAGCUUUGCACCAUUGGGGCCCGCCGCCGUCGCCAUCCCCACCCAUGCAGGUGGUGGUUCAUCAGGAGCAGCAGCCGCAGCAGCCAUCACCGCAAGGCUUCAACGCGCGCGUGAACGGGGCGCUGCGGAAGCCCGGCAAGCUGGCGUCGCAGUCGCUGGGCAGCAUCAACGAGAGCUACAAGCAGAAGAAGCAGCUAGCGUCGCAGUCGGUCACGAAUCUGAACGACGGCCUGCAGCGGCGCCAGAAGAUGGCGUCGCGGUCGGUCAGCAAUCUGCAGGACCGCGGAAACCAGUACAUGGCCCACACGGUGGCCCUGUGCGAUUUGAUCUCGUCAAAACUGGAUCAGAUCAUCACUUCCAUUGACGACGAGGUCUUCAGCGGUAAUGAGCAGGAGCUCGUCAUAUACGAGCACCCUCCGGAGCCGCAUCAAAGCUCCCUGGAUGUGUCAAAGGGCAAUAAUCAAAAUAUUGCCGCUGUCGCAUCCUAUAGCAAUCAUUUCAGCAAGGUUUGGCUUUACGCGAACUCGCGCCUGCCGCCGCACCUACCACCGCUCAAGGUGUACAUGCCGACCUGGCCACUGCUGUGCCUGGCCGCGCAGUACUCGGAGAAAGUGUACCACAAGCCGGCGCCCGGCGAUGCCGAAGCCGACGAGAGCGAGACGCACGUCGAGCCGGACUGGCGGCAGGGCACCAAGGCCAUGGUGAUCAAGAGCGUGCCCGUCGACGACAUGAACACGAUCGUCUUCGCCAUCCGCGGCAGCGCGGGCUUCAUGGACUGGGCCGUCAACUUCCGGCCCGCGCCGACGACGCCCAAGGGCUUCCUGGACGACGAGGGCAACCUCGUGCACUCGGGCUUCCUGUACGUCGCCCGCAAGAUGGUGGCGCCCGUGGCCGCGCGCCUGCAGAGCCUGCUCCGCAAGAACCCCAAGCGCGCGACGUGCUCGCUGCUCAUCACGGGCCACUCGGCCGGCGGCGCCGUCGCGAGCCUGCUAUACGCCCACAUGAUGUCGACGACGGUCUCGUCGGAGCUGAACCAGCUGACGCAGCUGUUCAAGCGCGUGCACUGCGUCACGUUCGGCGCGCCGCCCGUGAGCCUGCUGCCGCUGCGCAAGCCCGAGAACCCGGCCGAUCGCAAGUGGAAGAAGAGCCUGUUCUUCGGCUUCAUCAACGAGGGCGACCCCGUCGUGCGCGCCGACAAGGACGUCAUCAAGAACAUGCUCCGGCUCUACGCUACCCCCGCGCCCCGGACGGCGGCUCCUCCGAACAGCAAUAGCUGCGCAUUAACGAGCAUGUCGAGCUUAGCACUUGCAAGCUCAACCAGCUUGCUACCCGGUUCCAACAGCGGGAAGAAGCAGCAGAAGAAGAAGACCAAGUCUAACAGCUGGUCGUCGGCAUCCGGUGGCAGCACUAACCCUUCCAAGCCUCCCCCGCCGACAUGGAACGUCCCGCCGGGCGUUCUGAGCUGCGCGGGCAGGCUGAUCCUGCUGCGAGACCGCCCCGGCGCGUCGAAUCCGCCCAAUCCGCUCGGCGAGCUAAACGUCGAGGCAUGCACCGUCGCCGACGAGGAGCUGAGGGCCGCCGUGUUCGGCGACCCCAUGUGCCACAUGAUGAAGCUGUACGCCAGGCGGAUCGAGGUGCUGGCGACGAGGGCGGUCACGGCGGGGGGGAUGGAUUUGAGGUGA
This is a messenger RNA of Lasiodiplodia theobromae, 1875 nucleotides long. Its product is annotated as Lipase class 3. The transcript has 2 exons. Gene Ontology annotation, biological process: lipid metabolic process. Bases 1 to 1875 code for a protein of 624 amino acids. The record is from RefSeq and is a predicted model, not a curated record. Lineage: Eukaryota; Fungi; Ascomycota; Dothideomycetes; Botryosphaeriales; Botryosphaeriaceae.